UCUCAUCUUACGCAAGAGGUUUGGGACCGAACGACGGAUUUACCUGCACCGUUCGAGCAAUCAGUGCAACAUCGACGGGGCGGGACAGGAACCAACUGUGACCCAAAUCUCACCGGACCCAAAAUAGUUGAUAACAAUUGCAACUGUGGCAGGAAAAACCCAGUUCUAAAGAUAGUGGGAGGAGAACAAGCCCUUGUUAACGAAUAUCCCUGGCAGGUGGCCCUUUCGAAGAGCAACCUCUACCGACCCUACUGCGGUGGUUCGAUUAUCUGCAACAAGUGGGUUUUGACAGCUGCUCAUUGCGUCGCUGGACAAGCGCCAUCCCAAAGCCUGGUCGUGAUAGGCGAGCACCAGUGGACAUCCACCACUGACACUUCAGUAACGGAGCCCAAGGAGAUUCAGCAGAUCAUAAUCCACCCAGACUACGACUCCCAGCGCAUGGACAACGACAUUGCAUUAAUCGAACUUAAAACCGCCAUCGUAUUUCCCUUUAAUAACAAGAUCGCCCCCGUCUGCAUGCCAUCUGCCAGCAAUCUGUACGAAAACGUUGACGCUACCGCCACCGGAUGGGGAACCCUUUCUAAUGGCGGUCCCCAGCCCUCUACCCUGUACGAAGUUACUAUACCGACGAUGACCAACGCGAAGUGCAGCACCUAUAUCAACGGGAUAACGGCCAACAUGAUCUGCGCUGGUGUGGAGCAAGGAGGGAAGGACACUUGCACGGGUGAUUCAGGCGGACCGCUCGUGACUGUAAGCAGUACUGGAGUAAACACUAUGGAGCAAAUUGGAGUCGCUUCUUGGGGCUAUGGCUGUGGAGAUGUCCGCAAACCAGGGGUAUACACCAGAGUCACGCGUUACCUGCCUUGGAUCUACAACUACACAGCAGCGUGCAGUUAUUGCGCUCGUCCUACUUAGAGUCAUUGAUUGACUGAACAGACGUUCCACGACGAAGCAGAAGUUAAGAUCAUGGCUGCUCUUUAAACAGUUAAUAGAAAUGACUGUAUAUGCUUAUAUGCUUACGGUUAAGCUUAGCUUAAAUGUUUAUUAGCCUUUAUUCCAUAUUUUUUCCAUAAUAGGAAAUCUUGGAAUGACUUUCAUCUAAAAAUAAAAUCUAUGCACCAUCAAA
This is a messenger RNA of Macrobrachium nipponense, 1126 nucleotides long. Its product is annotated as trypsin-1-like. Gene Ontology annotation, biological process: proteolysis. Gene Ontology annotation, molecular function: serine-type endopeptidase activity. The annotation marks the transcript as partial. NCBI's taxonomy places the organism in Eukaryota, Metazoa, Arthropoda, Malacostraca, Decapoda, Palaemonidae. The record is from RefSeq and is a predicted model, not a curated record. The transcript is spliced from 9 exons.